Messenger RNA from Diatraea saccharalis (sugarcane borer), 2561 nucleotides. Lineage: Eukaryota; Metazoa; Arthropoda; Insecta; Lepidoptera; Crambidae. The record is from the annotation of a GenBank genome assembly.
AUGCAACCAGUCUGUGCAUACAACUAAAUCUAUGUGCCACAACUAUGUGCCUAUAGCCAAAGAGUAAUGUAAUAUCCUAUAGCUUUGAUAAGUGAAUUUUAGAGGUCUAUAGCAGCUUCUUGCAAAGGCUUUUUGGGCCUUUCUGUUUUUUCCUUUUCGUUUCGCCUGAGGAAUUUUCUGUUAUUUAAAUAACCGUAAAAUGGUUGAUUUUAUGUAAAAAGGCCCGUCCCAAUAGACGAAACAAAUUACUACUACUUGUGUAAAAAAGAAGAAAAAUCUAACCCAAGUUGUUAUUUUGUUUUCACACACCUAAUCAAUAUUGGCUUACAAAAGUAGUCACUAUUAGCUGAAAUGGAAAAGAACACAUAUGAAACAUAUGAAUACUUGCAAACUAAUACAAAUGAUACAGAUCAGUUUUUUGUUGUUCAAGAUGAUGGAACAUUUCUUAUAAACAGACAAGUACAGUAUGUUACACAAGUUCAAAAUAUUAAAGAAGUCCUGGAUGGUGUGCAUUCCUGUACAGUAUAUGGUGUCACUCCACAACAACUAUUUGUUGAUAAUUCAGCUGAGUUGAUAUCUGUAUCUGAUCAAUUCGUUCUUCCUGAGGGGGGAAACAACCCAUACACAAACAAUUAUCUAAUACAGCCUGCAACAAAUACAUCAACAGAACAGAUAGAAGAAACAAUUACAGUUGAUCAAUAUAAGCAACAAGAUCCAAUAUUGAAUUUAGAUGUAACACAGGAUGUUAAGCAAACCAAUAAUUGCACUGAGAUCACACUUAGUGACGAUCAAUAUCAAAUGUUGGAGCAAAAAGGGUGGAUAUUACUUGAAACUAAUGACAAAAUAUAUUUACUCGAUACACUAGGUCUUCAUGACAUUACAACAAAUGAUAAAUUAAUACACAAAUUGAAAACAGAAAAUCAAAACAGUUUUACUGAAAGUACUGAUGACAGCAGGGCUACCUUAUUAGAAAGCAACAUACUUAAUUUAGAAAAUAAUGGCAUUCCUAAUAAACAAGCAACCAAUUUCAAUAAUGGAAGUGGUGUAUUAGUUUUAAAUCAGAAUCCAAUAGAAAAAAUACCUUUAGGAAGUAAUAGCAAUGAUGAAACUAUAUUUAACCAAGAGAAGUUUGAAAUCCCUGAAGUUAAUAGAAAAAUAUCUGAAGGUAUAUUAGAAGAUGUUGAAUUCAAAAAAGAAGAACCACUUGAACAAGAUAAUGAUGAUGUUCGCACACAAGUUCUUGUUAUAGAAAAUGAUGACAUUCGCAGGGAAGGAAAUACUUUAAAAGUGAAAACUAGAUUAUCUCUUAAAAAUAUUCCUGACAAAAUAGUUUUGGGUCAGACAUUGAAUGGUAAGCAAUUAGUUGCACGUGUUGUUAAACCAAAAAAUCAUAAUCACAGUCCCAUGGAAAUAGAUAAACGUGAACCGGACAACCCACGUUUGGAGUUAACAAAUGGACGUAAAUGGGAAAUUCAUACUAACGCUCCAGCAGUACAUUUGAACAAUUUGUUGAAUGAAACAGAAUUCCUUUCGCUCAUACAACAUUUGAUUCAGAACAAAGUAACAAAAUGCUGUGAAGAUGAUAUUGUCUUUGCUGAUUCUGUUAUUUCACAACUAUUACAAAUUCCCGCAUUUAAAGCAACUGUAUUGGAAAGCUACCUAGUUGUUACAAAGACAGUACAAAAUGAAGACUCAUCGGAGAAAACUAUUAACAAAGGAUUAUCAGCCGUGAUUACAGGGAAAGUUUCGGAAGUAAAUGACAAGCUGAAUUUUGUUUAUUUACCAUAUAUGUUACAGAACAUGAUACACCUUUGUGUGUUUCCAAAAAACAAAAAUGUACAAACCUCGAAUCUCAGUAAACAAAAUUUUAAUGUGCUGCAUGUGCAAAUAUCAGAAACGAAACAUAGCGGAACGAAUAAUGUAAGAGUAUCUGCCACGGUUAAUAAAAGAACUAUUCCAAUGGAUUUAAUUGCAAAAGUUCAUAAACCAUUACCUACAACAAUGUACGCGUGUAGUGCUUGUGCAGCACUUUUCAAAACGGAAGUACUAUUAAAAGAACACCAAGAGAAUCGAUGUUUGAAGCCUGAUGACAUUCUUGCUAUGGACAUUGAUGAAUUGUCGAAAACCACUGGAUAUUGUUUAGUUGACGAAGGUGUGGAGAGAUCUUAUACCUGCAUACAAUGUCAUGCAAAAUUCAGUAAACUCAACGCUUGCGAAAAUCAUCUGAAGACACACGUGCCAAAAGCUCACGAAAAUGGUGGCAAUGAAAAAAAUACCAGUGAAGUCUAUAAAUGUAAUAUGUGCCCCUGUACGUAUUUCCACCCAUCCACACUGUCAAAACACAUUCUUUCAAGACAUAUAAAUGUAAGGUUAAAAUCAAAUUUAUGUAAUUCUUAACAAAAUGUUGUAUGAAAGAGGAAAAGCAUAACAAUGCGGGAAAGAUCAAAAUAGAUAAUGUCAGAAUAAUUGGUUAUGUGAAAUGCAACAACGUAUGACCGAAACCUAGUCUAUCAUAUACUUACCUAGUCUAUCAUAUACUUACUUAACCAAUAAAAUGAUGU